UCCGGUCUACCAACACAACAACUCUCCCUCAAGAUGUUUAAGCAGGUGGGCGCGAUCUUGUUGACAGUGGGUGUGAUUGUGGCCCUUCCCACUGAUCCCUACAGUCAACAAACUUACAAGUCGAACCCCAUCCCGUACAAAUUCGGCUACGGUGUUAAGGACGAGUACGCUGGUACCAACUUCGGCCACAAUGAAGACUCUGACGGCCAUACAGCAAAGGGUUCAUAUAAUGUUGUACUCCCUGAUGGCCGCAUACAAACAGUGAGCUACGUGGCUGACCAUCAAAAUGGGUAUCAGGCUCAGGUAAGCUAUCAGGGAGAGGCCCAGUACCCACACGAGUCCGGUCCUGCAGUCACCUUCAAGCCCCAGUACCAGAACUCAUACCAACCUCAGCCCUCAUACCAGCCUCAGCCAUCAUACCAAUAAAUAACUUAGAACGAAUGUUCAUCCAUAUAUUGCCCCUAGUCACUUGUGUAAUGUUCAAUAAAAGUAGUUUGAUAAACCUUAACGUUUCCAUGGUGUUUCCUCAAAAUACUAUCGGAGAUCAUCGUCCAGAUCCUAGAUGUUACAACAGUUCUAAUGGUGGACAACCUGUCAGUUCGUUCUGUUUAUGUUUGCAGUCCAACGUAGAUACCAGAGUCCGUCUGAUAGGGAGAAAUUCGCAAGAAAUUAUAAGGUAUUCGAUAACUUAAGUGCUUUACUGAACUUAUACUAAAAGUUAGUGUUAUCUGUACAUUCUCCAGAUCCGAAAUUUCGCCUGCCUUAGAAGGGGGAGAAAGAGCGACUUAAAAAUAUCACUGGCUUGGCAUCUCUUUAAAUGCAUAUUUGAUAGUAACACUAUUGUGAUCCUUGAAUGUCUUCUGACAUUAUCACCCCAAAAUCCCUCACAUUAAUGUUCGCUCUAAUGAAUGACUAUUGUACACUCUGUUGCAAGAUUUAUUUGCUUAAUUUUUCCGUAGUGGAGUAACUGAAAUUUGUCUUUACCGAACAUCAUAUAGCUGAGUGUGGCCACUCGAAGAUCUGGCUUAUAGCAGCUUCGAAGCUUGCUGUAUCCUCAAUGGAUGCCAAUCUCAUAACAAUUCUAGUAUAGUCUGCAAAUGAUGACUUAUGUCUCUAUGUCGGACAUAAGAAUGAGAAAGAAUUGUAGAGAGUAUUGUGCCUUGUUGAACAGUACUUUUCAUUGUGAUAGCCUCUAAUUUGAUUUUGUUCAUUAUUAAUUUGAGAGUUCUAUUACUAAAAAAGUUUAAUAUUCAUCUACCCACUUUCCCAGUUAUUCCUUUUGUACGCAUUUUGUGUACUAUUACACCAUGGUCGCAGUUGUCGAAGGCUUUUGUAAAGUCUGUGUACAUGACAUCGGCAUUUUUUCUUCCAAUGCAUCCAAGACAAUGUCAAAACAGUCCUGCAGUUGCGAGCUGCUCUAAACCCACACUGCCGGCGUUGUACGACUGUUGUAAAACAAUGUUGUUUAGCGAUCUUGUUUCUUGAAACCCUUUCAAAAACUCUGAUAAUAUGGGACGUUAGUGCCAUCGAUCUAUAGAUUUUUGUGGCUGCUUUGCUGCCAACUUUGUGAAGCGAGGCUAUAUCCGUGAUUUUACUGACGGAAGACUCCCGUGUCCAGACGUCACCACCACAUAUUACUUAAGGGACGUGAUAGGGAGUAUCCUGUAAUUCUUGAUGAAUAUGACGGCAUUACAUAUCCAGUUCGUACAAAAGACACUGUCUACUUUCGUAGCACAUCAUAUAAGUUAAAACACUGAGAUAAGAGAUAAGUUUUCAAGCCACCAAUGCGCUAAAGGAAAAUGUUACAAUGUUUAAAAAGUGAUUUAGGAAUUAAAUAUAUAGCUAUAAUAAACUUCAAAUAUUUGUACGUAAUUAUCAUUAUCAGGUCUGAUCUGAGGGGAAGGGUAGCCCCAAUUCCUUGGAUGAAGAGUCCUUCAAUACCAUCAUAAAACAACUUUGAAGGGUGUACAUAGUGAAAUAUUAAGAUGAGUUAUACAUAAAUAGCAUAAGGUCGUAGAAAAUAUAAAAAUACAAUUGUCUAAAAAAUAAAUACUAGCUACAAAAAAUCAUGGUACAAGCGGUUAAAGUGUUCAGUAAAUAGACAGUUUAUGUUAUGAAUUUAACUCUUUAUCCUACGAUAACAUUUGAUUCAGUGAUGAAUAAAACGAAUGAUGUGCUGAAGCCUGGGAUAUAAACUCUUAAAUACGUCAAUCACUCCUCUUAUAAAAAAAUAAGAUAAAAGAUUUCGCCAACACUGAAAACAGUCACGGUGUUUGGUAUGUGUAGCGCUCCCAUCUUAGUUA
This is a messenger RNA of Cherax quadricarinatus, 2303 nucleotides long. RefSeq names its product cuticle protein 7-like. Lineage: Eukaryota; Metazoa; Arthropoda; Malacostraca; Decapoda; Parastacidae. The record is from RefSeq and is a predicted model, not a curated record. Gene Ontology annotation, cellular component: extracellular matrix.